AUGGAAGAAGAAGUUGCCGCCCUCGUUAUCGACAAUGGUUCUGGUAUGUGCAAGGCCGGUUUCGCCGGUGACGAUGCUCCAAGAGCUGUUUUCCCAUCCAUUGUUGGACGUCCUCGCCAUCAUGGUAUCAUGAUUGGUAUGGGUCAGAAAGAUUCAUAUGUCGGUGAUGAGGCCCAGUCUAAGCGUGGUAUUCUUACUCUGAGAUACCCCAUCGAGCACGGUGUCGUUACCAACUGGGACGACAUGGAGAAGAUCUGGCAUCACACUUUCUACAACGAAUUGCGAGUGGCGCCUGAGGAGCACCCUGUUCUCUUGACUGAAGCUCCUAUCAACCCCAAGUCCAACCGUGAGAAGAUGACACAAAUUGUUUUCGAGACCUUCAACGCCCCUGCUUUCUACGUGUCUAUCCAGGCAGUGUUGUCUCUGUACGCCUCCGGUCGUACCACCGGUAUCGUUCUUGACUCCGGUGAUGGUGUCACUCAUGUUGUCCCCAUCUACGAAGGAUUUGCUCUUCCCCACGCUAUCUCUCGUGUAGACAUGGCUGGACGUGAUCUUACCGAUUACCUCAUGAAGAUUCUUGCUGAACGUGGUUACACUUUCAACACCACCGCCGAGCGUGAAAUUGUCCGUGACAUUAAGGAGAAGCUCUGUUACGUUGCCCUUGACUUCGAGCAGGAGAUCCAGACCGCCUCGCAGUCAUCUAGCUUGGAGAAGUCAUAUGAGCUUCCCGAUGGACAGGUCAUUACCAUUGGUAACGAGCGUUUCCGUGCCCCUGAGGCUCUCUUCCAGCCUGCUGUUCUUGGUCUCGAAUCUGGCGGAAUCCACGUCACCACCUUCAACUCAAUCAUGAAGUGUGAUGUUGAUGUCCGUAAGGAUUUGUACGGAAAUAUUGUCAUGUCUGGUGGUACUACUAUGUACCCUGGUAUUGCCGACCGUAUGCAGAAGGAGAUCACCUCUCUUGCACCUUCUUCAAUGAAGGUCAAGAUCAUCGCCCCCCCUGAGAGGAAAUACUCUGUCUGGAUCGGAGGAUCUAUCUUGGCAUCUCUGUCCACCUUCCAGCAGAUGUGGAUCUCAAAGCAGGAGUACGACGAGAGUGGUCCUUCCAUCGUCCACCGCAAGUGCUUCUAA
Messenger RNA from Morchella importuna, 1128 nucleotides. RefSeq lists its product as uncharacterized. NCBI's taxonomy places the organism in Eukaryota, Fungi, Ascomycota, Pezizomycetes, Pezizales, Morchellaceae. Bases 1 to 1128 code for a protein of 375 amino acids. The transcript is spliced from 8 exons. The record is from RefSeq and is a predicted model, not a curated record.